Microdochium trichocladiopsis is the source of this 3543-nucleotide messenger RNA. RefSeq lists its product as uncharacterized. The transcript is spliced from 3 exons. Bases 1 to 3543 code for a protein of 1180 amino acids. The record is from RefSeq and is a predicted model, not a curated record. Lineage: Eukaryota; Fungi; Ascomycota; Sordariomycetes; Xylariales; Microdochiaceae. Gene Ontology annotation, biological process: protein transport.
AUGGGUGCCGCAAAAACAAAUGGCCUCAACGGCCACACAAACGGCUCCACAAAGAGCCCCAAGAGCAACGGCCAUGCAGCGGGCCCGAUCACAAAGCGAUCUUCGAAAGUGCGCGCAGGCCCUGGCCUGUUCGCGCGGCUCUUCAGCAUGGUUGCGAGACUCUUAACAUGGUACUCCAUCAUCACUGUCCUCUUCCGCUGCCCGUCGACACUCGAGGAAUGUAACGAGACGACGCCCCAAAUCUGCAAGCCAUACUUCCAAGCCAAACAGGUGAUAUCACCGCAUCUAAGCCCCUACUACGAUACCUACGCCGCCCCUUACGUCGACCUUGCCAAGCCCUACUACGAAACGGUUGACCGUGUCGUCAUCACUCCUGGACGCAGUUACGCGGUCAAAUAUGCUGGCCCCCGCGUGUCCCAGGCCCAAGCCUACGGCAAGGCGCAGUGGGAGAAGAGCGUCCAGCCACAGAUUGCCAAAUACCAGGAUCUGGCUAAGGGCCACUACGCCCAGACUCUUGCUCCUCAUGUCGACUCUGCGUCCAAGGCCAUCGCUCCGUAUUAUAGCAUUGCAAAGACCAACGCGCUACAGACAUACCACGAGAUCAUCUUCCCGGCCUACGUCGCGGUGGCACCCUAUGGAAUUCAGGGCUACAAUGCCGCCCACGACUUCACGGUGAAGACGGCAAUCCCGUCCGGUCUUUGGGCAUGGAACAUGACCAACAAGUUCCUCGACACCACUGUCUGGCCACAUGUCCGUGACAUGUACGCCGUCAAGGUUGAGCCGCAGCUGAUCCGCAUUGGCGAGCGUCUUGGCCGGUACAGUGAGAAGAAGGCGAAGCCCGCGUUUGCCACCGAAGAGGCUGUCGAUUCAACCACUUCCAGCUUUGCCAGGCCGUCCGCAUCAGUAUCCAGCGCAGCUUCCGUCGUCUCCGAGAGUGUAGCAUCCGUCGCCUCAAAGGUUGUGUCGGAGGUCAAGUCCUUGACAGCCACGGAAGAGCCCAAAGCGACCAUCGCUGAUGCAUACGAAUCCGCCGAGAGCGACAUCAUCCCAGAGAAUGAUGAGUCUCCUCGCGAGGCCGCCGCACGAAUUGUGCAAGAGGAUCUUGAGCUCUGGGAGGGCAAAUUCAGCAAGGUUGCGGAAGAAGGCGCCUCCGAAAUAGAGGAUCGUAUCGAAGAGGUUACAGCCAGAAUGAUCGAGGAGGACCUCUAUCCCAUUGGCCGGAACACCAUCGUCAAGCUGUACAAUGUCAUCCUGGCGGAGAUGGCGACGCUUCAUAACGGGAUCCGCGAGUCCCUGCAGGCCAAUGUCGGCAACAUGGAGCAGCUUGACGAGGAUGUGCGCGGGUUACUGCGCAAGAGUGGGCUGCCAAUUAAAAAUGCUGCUCAAGAGUGCCGCGACUGGCGUCAGCAGUUUGAUCAGAACCUAGAGAACGAGGUCACCGCGGUCGCCCAGGAGCACUUUGAGAUCCUGGAGCAGACGCGCGAUCUCGCGAUCCAGAAGAUUGGCAUGAAAUGGGCCUGGAUGGAUGGCAUCACAUACAAGGACUGGCAGAAGUACCACGAGCUCAAGGACAAGUUCCGUGAGUGGAUCAACGACCUGAAGCGGCUCAUUGUCACACAUCCGGCUCUUGUCGAUGCCCAGAAGCAGUCCGCCUCCAUUGACGAGGAGGCCAUGGGCAUCGCGGAGCACGCCGUCAAGGAGCUCAUGAAGCUCAAGGAGAUUGCGCGGUACAAGGCGAUCGCGGGCGACUUUUCGGAUAACUUCGUCGAGGAGCAGAUGAAGCUUGCGGCCCAUGACGCAGAGAAGAGGCGCGCCGAGGAAGAGGAGGCUGCUAGAGUCAAGGCUGCCGAAGCUGAAGAGGCUGCUCUUGCCGAGGCUGCACGGGCUGCUCAAGGCGACUCGGAAGAGUCACAGUCUAUCGCUGAGGAUGUCAUUGACACAGAAACUUCUGCGGUCCCACCGCUCGACAGCUUGACUGAGGAGCCCACCGAGAGCGCUACCGACCUUGCUUCCGAUGCGACAAACGAAGCCGAGCCUUUUGAGACUCUGGCUGGUGAAGAACCCGUCCUUGCGGAUGGGCCUGAGCAGAUCGCUGAAGAGAUCGUUGAGGAAUCAGAGCAGCCCGUCCCACCUCCCGUUGCCACACCAGAGGUGAAGUCAGCAUGGCUCGGUGCCGCAGCUCAAGCAGUUCCCUCCAGACAGCCCAUCAUCGACGAGGAAUAUCUCGAGUCCGCUGAGAGUAUCGCAUCAGUUGUCAAGUCUGACGUUCCUGCGAGCAUCACCUCGGCUGCCCAGGCUGCCUACACUGCGGCCAUUGCCCAGGCUGCCAAUCAAUACUCCAAGGCCAUGUCUGUGGUGUCGGUCCAGAUCUCGGGUGAGCCCAAACCGCUGCAGGAGCAAAUGUACAGCUCUGUAUCGGACGCCUACUUUGCGGCGCUGGCCUCGGCCAAUGCUGGGCUCAACUCUGCCUUGACGGCCGCUUCUGAGGGUGUCUAUGGCACGCCCACCACGCGCUGGAUGCCCGCCAUGCCCACGGUCCCCUCUGUUGACUGGGAACGUGUUCAGAGUAUUGCGCAGCAGAAUCUCGACGACUCCCUCGGCUGGGCUAAUAAGCAGUACGAAGCCGCCAAGGCUGCCGCAUCUGAGCAGGUUGAGGCCGCCAAGAUUGCGGUAGGUGCCGCCGAGCCAUCCCCCAGCACUUAUCUUGAAGCUGCACAGAAGCGUGCCCAGAAGAUUCAGGAACAGGCGCAACACAAUUACUACGCCGGCCUCGGUGUCGCCUAUGCGCGCUACUCUGAGUUCCUCUCUGCCGCCUCUACUGCCGUUAGCAGUCUGACCGCCACUCCCACCCCCACCAAUGUUCAGGGUUCCGCCUCGUCCGUAGCUUCGGUUGCUAGUGCAUCCGCAGCUUCCGCAGCCUCAGUCGCGAGCGCAUCGGCUGCUUCCGCAGCUUCAGUUGCUAGCGGGGCAGCGGCCUCCGUGGCUUCGGACGCUGGCCAGAUGGCCGCCCAGGCUGGCGAGACCGUCGGCGAGACCUGGGAAUCGCUGGUCAGCGCAGUCAGCUCACAGAUCUACGGCGCCCCUACUCCCACUCCCUGGUACGAGAACCUGUACGCCACUGCUGGUGACUACGCGGCUGCCGCUGGCGCCUAUGCCGCUGCUGCGACGGACGCUGCUGGCCAACAGUACUCUCAGGUAGCCGAAGUCGUUGGUGACUACGCCUCUUCCGCUGGUGACUAUGCCGCAUCAGCCACCAGUGCCGCUGAUUCUCAGUACUCUGCAGUCAGCUCGCUGGUAUCUGAGCUGAUUGUCGGCAAGGAGCCCACUUUCACAGAGUCAGUCUACUCCCGCCUGGCCGGCGCUUACGACUUUGGCAUGGCCUCGGCGUCUAGCCUUGCCAGUGUGGCAGCUGAGACAAUUGUGAACGCGGCGAGCGAGGUGACUGAAGGUGCCAGCUCGGUGAUCAGCGUUGUCGAGGAGACCGUCGCAUCCGCGACGGAGAAGGUGAAGGAGACGGUCGAGUCUAUCAGGGAUGAGCUAUGA